AUGUCAGUCUCAGGACCAUCAUCAUAUGCAUUCUCAAGGACAGUCUUCUUCAAUCCCAACGGGAUUCGAUCGGAAGGCAUACACUGUCCUUCCAAUCUUGAUUACAAGAAAUUUAUUUACAUGUUUAGCACCACCGAAAGAGAGAGUAUCCGUAUUGCCAUUCUCGAUCCCUCAAGUUGGCAUUAUUUUGAUAGUAAUAGGAAUUACCAGAUUGCUCACCUCUUUCCGAACCUGAAAGAAAUCGUAUUUGUUUGCGCCAAGCCCUGGAAUGUGGAUAAAUAUAGCAAGAGGAGAUCCGCUCUUCAAUUCGUGCCUUUGAGAGCUGGAAGAUAUGUGCAGUCCGGACCUUGCAGAAAUUACCUGACUGAAAGAAGAUCUUUAAGAAUCGAAAGAUUGAUACGCAAGCAAAAUGGGAAGCCACUCGAUACUUACGACGACGACGACGACGACGACGAGGAGAGAGAUGAGGAAAAAUUUGGAGUUGGUUUCUUAGGCGACGGGGAUGAGAAAAACGAACAUGACAAUGAAGAUCCAACAGACGAUGCAGGACAAGGCGAGAAUGGCUUCAAGUAUUACUCGCGCUGGGAGGAUAAGAGAAAGGAGUUUGAAGACAUGUUCCAUGCGGCUUUCACAAACAGCGAUGGUUUGUUAUACCAUGAAAGGGAUUCUGAUCCAAGAAUUAGCAUUCCUAAAAUCACAUUCUAUGGUAUCACGGAAUUAAAGGACUAG
Molecule: messenger RNA, 729 nt
Organism: Botrytis porri
Lineage: Eukaryota; Fungi; Ascomycota; Leotiomycetes; Helotiales; Sclerotiniaceae
Exons: 1
Coding region: 1-729 (242 amino acids)
Source: RefSeq, a predicted model, not a curated record